CAUAAUUUUCUCCAGAAGUGAGAGGAAAGGAGUCACCAAUGGAUUCCACUGCAGCAUCUGGGCUUCGUCCAGUCUCGAAUCUGCGGACUCGAGUCGGUCCAACCACGAUCCUUUUCACCGGCAGGCUGAGCAACUGGUUUCGCCGCCUGAUUGCCCACCUGGUGACUUGGAUCUACGAUUACUUCUGCCCGGGGCCUAGGUGGUAUCGCGAUGUGCCCUUGUCGCCAAUAUCCAAUGGCAGACUGAAGGCUGUGGGUCGAAAGACUCUGGUGCUGGACCUGGAUGAGACUCUGAUCCAUUCCGGCGCAGUCAGUCAGGCGGUGCCGGAUUUUAUAGUCAACGUUAAUAUCGGCGGAGGCACCGCUAAGACGAUACCCAUUCGGGUCUUCAAGCGGCCACAUGUCGACUUCUUUCUGGGGUUGGUGUCCAAGUGGUAUGACCUGGUCAUCUAUACGGCCAGCUUGGAGCAUUAUGCCGACCAGGUGGUGGAUCACCUGGACGGCGGACGCGGUAUGCUGAGCCAUAGACUCUAUCGCCAGCAUUGCUGCCCGGACAGGCAUCUGAGCAAGGAUCUCAAGCGGAUUGGGAAGGACAUGGGGAGCAUCUUCAUCUUAGAUAACCAACCAAAGGCUUAUGUCCAUUUCCCCGAAAAUGCCUUGCCCAUUAAGAGCUUCCUGUACGAUCCGGAGGACACAGAGUUGCUGAAGCUACUGCCAUUCCUUGAUGCUUUGCGUUUCACCAAGGAUGUAAGAUCAGUUUUGGGUCGGCGUUACUAGGUUUACCUUCUUUUAUAUAUAUAUUUUCCCAUUUUUUUUGUUUUUGUAACUUUUUAAACACGAAAUAAUUUUGUUAACUAAAUGGGAAGGCCCAAAACGAAAUGACUUUGACCUGUUAGUGUUCAAGUUGGUGUAGAAGCUGGCCAGACAGC
Drosophila kikkawai is the source of this 928-nucleotide messenger RNA. RefSeq names its product CTD nuclear envelope phosphatase 1 homolog. NCBI's taxonomy places the organism in Eukaryota, Metazoa, Arthropoda, Insecta, Diptera, Drosophilidae. The record is from RefSeq and is a predicted model, not a curated record. Gene Ontology annotation, molecular function: phosphoprotein phosphatase activity.